AUGAUUAAGAUUGAAAACCUCACGAAGCAUUUCGGUGCGAAGCUCGCGGUGAAGGACCUGAACCUCGACAUUCCGGGGGGGACAUUUUUCUGUUUCCUCGGCCCCAAUGGCGCGGGGAAGACGACUUCGAUCAAGAUGAUGACGGGCCUCCUCCAGCGAGCAGUGGUCGCGCCAUCCUCGGCGGGAAAGACAUCCAGCAGGAUCCGGUGGAGACCAAGCGCCUGCUGGGCUAUGUCCCGGAUAUCCUUUCCUGUACGACAAACUGACGGGCCCGAGUUCAUGCGCUUCGUCGCGGGUCUGUAUCAGAUCUCCGAGCGGACUACCGGCGCGACUGCGACCGUCUGCUCGAGAUGUUCGAGAUAUUGA
Molecule: messenger RNA, 366 nt
Organism: Penaeus monodon (black tiger shrimp)
Lineage: Eukaryota; Metazoa; Arthropoda; Malacostraca; Decapoda; Penaeidae
Product: lantibiotic transport ATP-binding protein SrtF-like
Exons: 1
Coding region: 1-366 (121 amino acids)
Molecular function (GO): ATP binding; ATP hydrolysis activity
Source: RefSeq, a predicted model, not a curated record